Molecule: messenger RNA, 2180 nt
Organism: Somion occarium
Lineage: Eukaryota; Fungi; Basidiomycota; Agaricomycetes; Polyporales; Cerrenaceae
Source: the annotation of a GenBank genome assembly
CUUUGGCCGCUUACGAGUGGUUCUGUGUUCAUCAUGUAACGCAAGAACCUCGCAAUAUUUCACCAUAGCUAAUAUCAAAUCAGAACAAUAGAGGGGAUUGUUGGACCACGGCUUAUCUUCACGAGAACGACAAACUUCAUGGAACCGACGAACUUGGAUUCGAAGCACACAUACAAUCGAAGGUCGAGAUCAAUUUUCCACGUGAUCGCGCCUUUCCUAAUGAUUCGCGCCUCCGGUCUGGACGCGCUCGCGCUCAUCUCAGACCUCGACGACGACCAGGAAGAUCACGAGUAUAUGCAAGGACCAUACAAAAAGGAUUAAUAGCAAUGGAUGCAAACUCAGACACAGAUGUACUUCUCGCAAUGCUCUCCAGCCUGUUAUGUACUCCGAUCUCAGAUCAGUCUGUUCUCCUCAACGCCUUGGUUGAGUGCAACGGCGAUGUGGAACAGGCUGCACAAAUCCUCAAUUCCGGACCAUCUCAGUCAAAUAGAAGAUCUACAAGCCCACCUAAACAGAAGAGGAAACAUGUGAUGGGCCUUGAAGGAUGGGUACAACGCUCACCGGGUAAGGAUGGCGCCUCGUACCGUUCAAAGUCGGUAAAGCGGGCCAGGCGCGAAUCACCAACUGAAACGGUGGUUGAAGACACGGACGACGCUCUUUCUUUUCAUGGAUCGACCUCAAGUAAGCCCAGAUCGAGUUCGAGUAAGCCAAGCUCCAGAGUGCAACUUCCUGUGGCCUCAGGGAGUUCGCCUUCCAAGGCGAAGCCUCUCUCAAAGCAGGAGUUCAUGUCUGUUCUCCGACCGCCGAAUUCUACUGAUGGGAAGGCGAAAGCCUCCCCACCCAAGCAUCCUCCUCUCACGCUUUCAACACCCGAGCUAGUUGCGAAGCAUACGCCUUGUACAAUCCAUUCCUCUAUUCUGCCAACCGAGCUCGCUUGUCGGUAAGCAACUGGCUAUUCUACACUAUGUUGGACCUCAGUCGAGACUGGGAUAGAAACCGGUGGUACCUGUUCGAUCGCUUGGUCGAGAGCCCUCAUAAAACGUGUUUCUUUGUGAGACAACAGACCCUUGACUCCCCCGAAUGGGCGGGGGAAAUGGAAGAAGCUACACGAUUCUGGUCAAACCAAGCCUUCCUGUGCAAAAUAAUCCUUGACCUGAUGGCUUUUCGUCUUCGCAGGUACAACGGCGCUGCCGAGAAGUCCACACCCGUGUUCCCACCUGCAAUGGAAGAAGCAUGCAAGUACGUGGAACGAAUUGUGAACGAAGAAAUGCAUAAACGAACACGUUUCCCGCUCGAAUGGGGUGGCGAGCCCCCUAAGAGUUCUGAUGAAGACUUCGCACCAACGGAUGGUAAGAAGAUCAUCUGGAGAGCCAAUGUCGCUGCGUCAAAUUGUUACGAGGGUGCGAAGGAAACUGUGGGAUUUCACACUGACGCUCUGACUCACCUUGGUCCGUAUCCCACAAUCGCAAGUCUGAGUUUGGGCACAAGUAGAAUCUUCAGAUUGCGAGAAGUCGUUCCAUCAGACGAGAACGAGACACGUAGCGCCAGAACGUUCAAUAUUCCAAUGCCCCAUAACUCAUUAACGAUCAUGCAUGCGUCGUGCCAGGAAACAUUCAAACAUUCGGUGCCACCCCAAAGAACAAUAGAUCUUUUCCAUCCACCUUUCCCGCCUCCACUUUCUUUGAAGAACAGUGGACAAUCUCGAGAUUGCAAUGACGAGGAGGGUAAACAGAAUCAACCUGGCUCUAAUGCUCGCAUAAACAUCACCUUCCGGUUUUUUCGUCCCGAUUUUCGCCCCUCAACUACGCCACAAUGCAAAUGUGGGGUGGCAUGCGUGUUAAGACCUGAUAUGAAGAAUAGAUAUACCUACGACGGAAGUUCUACUUCGAAAGGAUCUUCUGAACCUACUGGGAGUGGAAAGCCAGAUUCGACUCGUCGGAAUGUAGUAUCCAAAUAUUGGUGGACGUGCCAUGCGGGUGCGCAAAAUGAGGGUAAAGGAUGCGGGAUGUGGAAAGUCAUGGAUGCGAAAGCGGAAGGAAGAGGACCGUUCGCUGGAGACGUAUAAUCUUGUAGUUAGGACACGAUGCACCCUGGUCCUGCGAGGUUCGGACCAUUUCUACUCACAAUUGGUGUUGCAUGUCUUUUUUUAUGUGAGAUUGAUGAGGAUUUAGAUAAGAUCG